Hemiscyllium ocellatum (epaulette shark) is the source of this 6772-nucleotide messenger RNA. RefSeq lists its product as uncharacterized. The record is from RefSeq and is a predicted model, not a curated record. The coding region runs from base 342 to 1631 and encodes 429 amino acids. Lineage: Eukaryota; Metazoa; Chordata; Chondrichthyes; Orectolobiformes; Hemiscylliidae. The transcript is spliced from 10 exons.
AUCCUAUAAUAAGGGCGAGGUUCGAGUUGCCUUCAGUGUGAGUCAUGAUGUAAAUAAAAGUGAAGUAGCGAAAGACUCGGAGCUGGAGACGAAAGACAGAGGAGAAAAGUUGCUUUUUGUACAGUAUUUACGUGAUAUGUGGGAAUGUCACUUCUAAAGUGGAUCUGAAUUACUUAAUAAUCUCGUAACAACAACAACAACAACAACAACAAAAGUUGGGACCGCAACUUGGUCGCUUCCUGCGGGGGAUUUCUGUCACUUUCAGGCCUCAGCUGCUGCUGCGCCCUGUGUUUAAAUCCCCAGGCCAUCGCUGCCGAGUUUGAGCGGAUCUCUCUGUCCGGAUGAAUGGUCAACUGGCCCUGAAAGCUCUGCUGCUGUCUUUCUGCCUGACGCUGCUGACCUUCCGUGCAGCCGCUGGAAGGAAAGAAGUGUUUGGUGUCAGAGGUUCAUCCAUUUUACUGGACCCUGACUACACAGAUGAUCUGACCCACCGUGCUAUUGUAUGGGCGUUCAAUGGCAGCAAUAGACGUCUGGUUAAUAUUGUGGAUUACGUACCAGGCUAUGACAAAGCAGAACCAAGUAAACAAUUCCAAUCCCGCUUGCUUUAUAAUCCAUUAAAUGGGUCUCUAUUGUUAAAGAACCUACAACCCCGUGACCAAGGGAUUUACACCUUUAUUGUGGAUGACAUUUGGAAAAUGAGUGCAAAUUUAAGACUUAUUGAGCCACUGUCAGGACCACUGAUCACUUCCAAAUCUGUCAAUGCCACCAUCGAACUGACCUGUCAAGUGUCUUUGGGGAGACCAAGUUCCAUUCUGUGGUGGACGGACUCUGACAUGAUAGAGAGUGGCCAACACUAUCAACUGAGGGAUAACAACAGCACGUUGAUCAUUUCUGAAGUCAGCAAAUCGGUCUGCAGAAUCUACUUUUGUUCUGUGGAAAACCCAGUUAGCAAGAAUACCACUUCAUAUUCUGUUGACAGUUUUGGUCUUUUACAAAGUCAUUAUCUCACAAACGGAUUGUCCAUUGCCGCUGCUAGUGCUGCUGCUGCUGUUGUAUUGAUGGAAGUGGUAACCUGCAGAAUUACUUUAUGCUCCAAUGCUGGAAAAUGUCUCCACUUUCUCAAAUAUGGGUUACAAAUCAUGGUGUAUGUGUUUCUUAUCGCACUGUUUGCGUAUUGGAUCACGGUUGGAGAAACGUCUAUAAUCAUGCUGGUGAUGGUUGUAGUUUUGUGUAUGCUGCUAAUCCUGACUGUGUUAUUGAUGAUGGCGUCUUUUGGGAGGUUUAGGAAGACUUUGGAGAGCAAAACUUGGAUUGUGACAGUUCUGGAUGUGUUGGCCAUGUCGGGUAAAAUCACUCUGUUAUGUCUGACAGCAUCCUGCAUUGCAGUAGUCGCUUCAUCAGGCGAUAAAGGAUGUGAACUAGCAGCCAAGCUCCGAUCAAACGUUACUAUUGCUGCCUACGCGUCAAUCGCUUUCCUAUUGGCCCUUAUACUUCACGCUAUAUAUCAGCAAAUAACAAAGUGGUUUAAAAGGAGAUCGAGAAAUCAGCGUCCAGAUCCCUCUGCAAACAACAUGGAUGAGCAGGAGGAAAAUGAACUGAUUGACCUGGGUAAAGUGAAGCUUCCAAUUUGAGAGUACUGUUUCCACUGAAGAAUUACCUUCAAUGGGGGCCACUGUUUCCAGUGACCAACUGUCCAGGAGCACUGUUACAGAUUGAGGGACUGGGACUCUCUCCCUCUUUCCCCCCCCCCCACACCCCCCCCCCACCACCAACGCCCGGUCCUGUUUCAGCUGCAGAGCUAUAGGGAGAGGCAGAUGCUCCUGGAAGCCUCAGGAAAUUUGGGAAAAGAUCCCCAAGCUAUGACCCACAAAAGAUCCAGGAUCAUGCUGUUCCAGGACUUCUCCCCAGCUUUGGUCCGAAAGAGGAAGGCAUUCGAUGAGGCGAAGAAGCGUUUAAGGGACUUAAAUAUCCAGUACUCCUUACGAUAUCCAGCGAUGCUACGCCUUAGCCACGAAGGAUCCAUAUAUAAAUUCGGAUCACCAGAGAAGGCUAAGGAAUUCUUGGACGCUCUUAAAUAAACUGUAAGAGAUUGUGGACGUUGGUCUGCCUUUCCCAUUAUUUUGGUUUACAUCCCUUCAUCUUUUCUUAUCUUUCCCCCUAUGUGUGUAUGUGUGUGUAUAUAUUGGGGCGUUUGGUUAAUGUUGUUGGGGGGAGGUGGUUAUUUUAUUCUAUUUUACUUCUGUCUUUAGGAGCGGGGUUGUUUUUCUUUCCCCUGUUAUUUUGUUAUUAUAUUUAAGUAUUAAGUAUUGAGAUUGUAAUCUUAUAUUUAUAUAUUUAUAUAUGGUAUUAAUAUUCCCAAAUGUAUUUAGAUGUGGGUGGGGGUGGGGUGUUCAUUGUUAACUCUAGCUUUAUAUUAUAUUUGAAUUCUCCUCAUUUUUAUUGAGGAACACCUGGGUCAAGGGUGGGGCACUGGUUGGAAGAGGGUAAGAUGGACUGUGGGAGAGGAAGUGACGCUCCCUGGGAACAAGGGAGAAAAUCUCCUAUUAGGAAUGUUUUAUAUCUUUUUUAUUUAGAAAGAGUUUUUUGUUAUAUUGUUCUGAGUGUAUUAGAGAGUCUUUACUUUUGUAAAUCUUGUAUGCUCCAUGCUCGGGAUGUUCUAGAUAGGGUUUCCCCUCCCGAGGGGUCUCUGCUCUGCCCAGAUGAUUAUGGCUGAACAGUCGGUUAAGUGGUGCACCUGAAAUGUCAGGGGGAGCAAUUCGCCAGUUAAAAGGAAGAAAAUAUUAUCAAAUCUUAAGAAGGAGAGAGUUGAUAUAGCUCUCCUACAGGAGACACACCUGUCGGAUAAAGAACAUUUAAAAUUACGACAGGGCGGAUUUGAUCAGGCCUUUUUUUCUUCUUUUAACUCAAAGCAGGGGAGUCGUUAUCCUUGUCCGGAAGAAUUUCCCUUUUAAAAUUCUAAAUCAGAUAAAAGACGAAUCUGGACGAUAUAUUUUGAUUAAAGCCCUCAUUAAUGGAGAAGAAUAUGGGAUCUUAAAUGUGUACUGCCCCCCGGCACACCCCUUUAAAUUCAUAACGGAAGCUUUUUCAAAACUGAUGGCCUUUGGUGCCCGUCAUACAAUUAAAGUCUCCCCCUAUAAUUGUAUUAUGGAUCCGGAAACAGACAGGAUUCCCAAGAGUGCCGCUGGAGUGUCUCCCAGAUCUAGACAACUGGCGGAUCUGAAUAAAGAAUUAGGAUUGGUAGAUGUAUGGAGAUGUCUCCAUCCACAGGGUAGAGAUUUUUCUUUCUACUCUAAUCCACAUAAAUGUCACACAAGAAUUGAUAUGUUUUUUUGCCCCAUUGAUUUUUCUAAAUUCUAUAUCAACCUGUAAAAUAGGUACUAUAGCAAUCUCCGACCAUGCCGCUGUAUACAUGGAAACUAAGGUAAAGAACAAUGGGACAUCCGCUCGGCAUUGGCGUAUGGACCCCUUCCUGAUAAAAGAUAGCAAAUUUGUAAAGUACUUCUCCCAAGAACUUAAAACUUUUUUAGAAAUUAAUACAGGUAUGGCUAGCAAUCCGUCAAUGAUGUGGGAGACCAUCAAAGCUUAUGCAUGAGGUUUGAUCAUCUCCUAUUCAGCGACCCAGAGGAAAAUGAAGGGAGAACAACAGCGUCUGCUCGAAGCUCGCCUAAAAGCAGCCGAAACAGCAUACACUGAUAGACCUUCUAUCACAAAAUUGCAGAGGAUUACAGCUCUUAGGACAGCUUUAAACACCGCGCUUACUCAAACGGCUAAAAGGGAAAUAUUAUUUGCGAAACAAAGACUAUAUGAAUAUAGCGACAAACCGGGUAGAUACCUAGCAUUUCUUGCAAAGAAAAAGAAAGCCCCUCAAACUAUUCCAACUAUCAAGGAAAGUCCAGGUACCCUGACUCAUGAUCAUAAAAAGAUCAAUGCGACCUUUAAAGAAUUUUAUUCUGAACUAUAUAAAUCGCAGGACUGCGAAGAUAGGAUUAGGAGGAUGCAGUCAUUUUUUAAAAAAUUUGACCUUCCCGGGCCUGACUCCGGAACAGGUGUCGGCCCUAAAUACCCCUUUAACAGUCCAAGAAAUACUUGAGGCAAUUAGGCAACUUCAGAGCGGAAAAGCACCGGGCCUGGAUGGUUUUCAAGCUGAAUUCUAUAAAGAAUUUACAGGAAUAUUGGCUGACCCACUUAUGGAUAUGUAUAAUUUUGCACAUAGUCAGGUCUGUCUCCCGCCCUCGCUGAAAGAAGCAAAUAUUUCUCUUAUCCUCUAAAAAGGAAAAGACCCAGAAGACUGUACAUCAUAUAGACCAAUAUCCUUACUAAAUGUAGACUUUAAAAUUCUCUCAAAAAUGUUAGCACUGAGACUAGAAAGGGUACUGCCAUACAUCAUAAAGGAGGAUCAGACGGGAUUUAUUAAGGGCUGCAGAUCAUCCAAUAAUAUCAGAAGGGUCUUGAAUAUGAUCUAAGCCUGUCAUCAGGGAAAGAUACCAGGAGUAGUAAUUUCAUUAGAUGCGGAAAAGGCAUUCGAUAGGGUUGAAUGGUCAUAUUUAUUUUACACAUUGGAAAGGUUUGGCGUUGGACAGGUGUUUACCAAAUGGGUUUCAACAUUGUAUAAUGACCCCAAAGCAGCUGUUAUUACUAAUGGGUUAAGAUCGGAUGGCUUCAGUGUGGGUAGGGGCUGCCGUCAAGGAUGUCCUCUCUCACCAUUGUUGUUUACGCUGAUAAUCGAACCAUUAGCAGAAACCAACCGGACUGAUCCUAAUAUAACGGUCCCGAGGAUUGGUACAGGUAAACACAAAAUUACCCUUUAUGCAGAUGACGUUCUCUUAUUCCUCAGUAAUCCUUUAAUGUCAGUGCCUCGUCUAAUUCAAGUUAUUAAUACAUUUAGAGCAUUCUCAGGCUAUAAAAUUAAUUUUUCAAAAUCGGAAGCUAUGCCAAUGGGUGGCCUGGUUAUGAUACCCCACUUAAUGGACGGAUCCCCUUUUCCUUUCCAUUGGUCCCUGGAGGGUUUCUUAUAUUUCGGUAUUUUUAUCACGUCAGUAUUUGGUCAGCUGUAUAGGGCUAAUUUUGUACAAUUAAUGGAAAGGAUAAGGCAGGACCUCCAGCGAUGGAGAGACCUUCCGACGUCCUGGCUAGGUAGAAUAGCAUUACUUAAAAUGAAUGUUCUGCCCCGUCUCUUAUAUCCUAUGAGAAUGCUCCCGCUGAUGCUGCCAAGGCUAGCCCUACGUAAAUUAUAUGGCUGGUUGGGCUCCUUUAUUUGGAACCAUAGACGGCCCCUUAUUAAGCUGAAGAAGCUACAGCUUCCACAGGCAAGAGGAGGACUGGAUUUCCCAGACUUUAGGAAAUAUCAGUUAAGCUCCCUACUAAGUUACAUAGCUGAUUGGGUUUUGUCUGAUCCACAAUCAAUCUGGUUGGAUAUCGAAGCCUCCCAAAUAAAAUAACCACUUAUUAACCUUUUAUUUUCAGAUAAGAGGAAAAUCUUUACAGACCACUGUAAAAAAUCCCAUAAUAUUAAACACAAUUAAGGCCUGGAAUAUAAUGCGGCAAAAUGAGGGUAACUCUCAUAAAACAUCCCCCUAUGCACCAAUAGUAGGCGCAUGGGGAUUCCAACCGGGGAUUACAGAUGCCACCUUUAAACUCUGGAGAUCCAGGGGCAUCUCAUGCUUAGGGGACCUAUUUAAAGAUGGGAUCCUGAUGUCCUUUGAGCAGCUGCGUCUGAAAUUCGGAAUACCUAAUGGGGAUCUCUUUCGAUACUUCCAAAUUCGAGAUUAUAUACAGAGGAAGACUACAUUAAUAGAUAGUUUUUAUAAAUCAGACAGAGAACGUAAUGUCCUACGACCAGCGGGGGUAUCCUCCGUUAGUACUAUAUACCAUUUGCUACAUGAUGGAGUCUCAGGAGACAUGGAUGACCUGCUUAAAACAUGGGAGCAGGACUUGGGGCUAGAAAUCUCUGAGGAUAUGUGGAAUGACAUUUGGGAAAAUGCUAGAAGAAUUACUAUCUGUAACAGAACUCAGGCUAUCCAACUAAAGAUACUUCAUAGGGCUCAUAUAGCUCCGGCUCGACUGGCAAAAUUUAAGGCAGGAGCAUCUCCAUUGUGUCCCAAAUGCAAAAUAGAGGUGGGUACUCUUGCACAUUGUCUGUGGACUUGUCAGAAAAUCCGCAGAUACUGGACUAAAGUAGCAAGUACCCUGACAGAAAUUUUAGGAACGGAAAUUAGGGUGGACCCUGUAUCUCUCCUUUUGGGCUUUUCGAACCUCUCAUCUCUGGAUAUGCAUGGGAAGAGACUAUUUUCUAUUCUCUCUUUCUGUGCAAGGAAAAAUAUUUUGGUGAACUGGGUGGCUGAGGGCCCCCCUGGACUUUCAAAUUGGCACAGAUUAAUUAUGGAAUAUAUCCCCCUUGACUUCCUCACAAAUAUGGUGCCCUGAAAGACUGAAUUAUUUUAUAAAAUAUGGCAGCCCUUUUUGAAUUAUAUAAAUGCAGAUAUUUCGGCUAUCCUAACAAGGGCUUUUAUUUAGUGAAGAUUUCAGACCGGGCUGCUCCGGGGCCCCUUGGGAGAGGAAUCCUGCGCGAAUACGGGUUUUAUUAUAUUUGAUGUUUAUAUAUUCCGAGCAUGUAAGAGACUUAGGUAUACACUCUGGUUAGUUAUAGGUUAGAUUAGUAGAAAGUUGAGUUGUGUUCUUUUUUCUUCUCUCCUUUCUUUUUUUCUCUUUUUUUCUUCUCUUUGUUAAAGUUUGACUAUUGUAUAUAUGAUUUAAUUGUACAUAAAUGUUUGUA